GCAUCCUCCAUUCCUCAUACACCUAGUGGCCUGCACAUAAUGGUUUCAUUACGCUCUCAAGGACCACUACGGUCGCUGCUCAGAAGCCGUAAUUCGAUUUCUCAACAAUCACAGUAUCAAUGGAGCAGGUGCUACAGCAUCAAGACGCCUGCUGCGUCAGGCAUGAAGUUACCAGGUCUCGAUCCUACAAAGUUGACCAUCGAGAAAACUGCACACCCUAAGCAGCUUACGCCUCCAGAGGAACUCGUGUUCGGCAGGACGUUUACAGGUCGGCGUCCCUUCCGCAAUUCAUACCUUUAUCUGACUGGUUUCCAGAUCAUAUGUUGUCAAUGGAGUGGACAGCUUCACAGGGAUGGCUUCCUCCUCGAAUCACGCCUUACCAAAACCUUAGUCUCGACCCCGCGACCUGCGUAUUUCAUUAUGCCUUUACCGCCUUCGAGGGCAUGAAGGCUUACAGGGACGACGAGGGACAUGUGCGGUUAUUCCGACCGGACCGGAAUAUGGCGCGACUCAACAAUUCCGUGGCUCGGAUCGCUCUACCAACAUUCGACGGCGAUGCCGGCAUCCAACUAAUUUCGGAGCUUGUCAAGCUCGAGCAGAGGUUCAUUCCGCAGCAACGAGGAUACUCGUUGUAUCUCCGACCUACAAUGAUCGGCACGCAAAAGACCAUUGGUGUUGGACCACCGGGCUCGGCGCUUUUCUACGUCAUCGCUUCACCAGUUGGCCCAUACUACCCUACCGGGUUCAAGGCGGUGUCUUUGGAAGCCACGGACUAUGCCACCCGAGCAUGGCCUGGUGGUGUCGGCGACAAGAAGCUGGGAGCCAACUAUGCACCAUGCAUUUUGCCCCAGAUGGAGGCGGCUAGCCGCGGGUUCCACCAGAACUUAUGGUUAUUUGGCGAGGAGGAGUACAUCACCGAAGUUGGCACCAUGAACCUGUUCGUCGCGCUCAAGAACAAGGAAACUGGCCAGAAGGAAUUGGUCACCGCUCCGCUCGAUGGCACGAUCUUGAGCGGCGUCACCCGUGAUUCGGUUCUUGCCCUUGCUCGCGAGCGGCUCCAGCCGGAGGGAUGGACCGUCUCGGAGCGCAAAAUGAGGAUGAAAGAUGUCGCGGAGGCAUCCGAGGAGGGGAGGCUGCUCGAGGUCUUCGGAACCGGUACGGCUGCCAUCGUCAAUCCUGUGCGGGUGAUCUCAUGGAAGGGCCGUCUGAUCGACUGCGGGCUCCCCAAGGGCGAGGAAGCGGGGCCCUUGACGGUACAGGUUAAGCAAUGGAUUGAACGGAUCCAGUAUGGCGACGAUGCCCAUCCUUGGAGCGUCCAAAUCACCUAAGCUCUGUCCAGGAGCAGUUGCCAACCCUGAGGAAUGUUUGGGUUUUGUUUCUUCUGGGAGACUUUCGUGUGGAGAUAUGAGCAUUCCGCAGCGGUUUUGGGGAUAACCUGCCCAUCUGAUAUAAUCGUAGAUAAACAUUCCCCCCCCCUUGGUAUGGAUUCCACGUAGAUAAAUUUUAGCA
Eremomyces bilateralis CBS 781.70 is the source of this 1509-nucleotide messenger RNA. RefSeq names its product branched-chain amino acid aminotransferase. The record is from RefSeq and is a predicted model, not a curated record. Bases 330 to 1328 code for a protein of 332 amino acids. Gene Ontology annotation, cellular component: mitochondrion. Gene Ontology annotation, molecular function: branched-chain-amino-acid:2-oxoglutarate transaminase activity. The transcript has 2 exons. NCBI's taxonomy places the organism in Eukaryota, Fungi, Ascomycota, Dothideomycetes, Eremomycetales, Eremomycetaceae. Gene Ontology annotation, biological process: L-valine biosynthetic process; L-leucine biosynthetic process.